Molecule: messenger RNA, 249 nt
Organism: Eremothecium gossypii ATCC 10895
Lineage: Eukaryota; Fungi; Ascomycota; Saccharomycetes; Saccharomycetales; Saccharomycetaceae
Product: 40S ribosomal protein eS27
Exons: 2
Coding region: 1-249 (82 amino acids)
Biological process (GO): ribosomal small subunit assembly; translation
Cellular component (GO): ribosome; cytosolic small ribosomal subunit
Molecular function (GO): structural constituent of ribosome; RNA binding
Source: RefSeq, marked provisional
AUGGUUUUAGUUCAAGAUUUGUUGCACCCAACUCCUGCUUCCGAGGCUAGAAAGCACAAGUUGAAGACUUUGGUCCAGUCGCCAAGAUCAUACUUCUUGGACGUCAAGUGCCCAGGCUGCUUGAACAUCACCACUGUAUUCUCGCAUGCACAGACGGCGGUGACCUGCGAGUCGUGCUCGACCGUGUUGUGCACUCCAACUGGUGGUAAGGCCAAGCUAUCUGAGGGUACCUCCUUCAGAAGAAAAUAG